AUGCUUAGCGGUGCGGCUGCACCCCCCAAAAAGAUUCUAGUCACCAGCUUCAACCAGCCAAACUACGGCUACGAUGCCUUCCGGUGCCCAACGCUAUUGAGCUGGCCCUUCUUCGGUCUGGCCCGCGUCCACUGGAAGACGCCCGUGACGCCCGCACUUGUACCGAACUGA
Messenger RNA from Verticillium nonalfalfae, 171 nucleotides. RefSeq lists its product as uncharacterized. The coding region runs from base 1 to 171 and encodes 56 amino acids. Lineage: Eukaryota; Fungi; Ascomycota; Sordariomycetes; Glomerellales; Plectosphaerellaceae. The transcript is spliced from 2 exons. The record is from RefSeq and is a predicted model, not a curated record.